AAGGAAAAAUUUAAGUAUUGAUAAAGAAAAAUUUAAGGAAAUGUGUCAGGCCAAUUUAGUUAACAAGAAAGUUCCACAAAAGUCCAACAGAUUACCAAUUUCCAGUAGUUUAGGAUCGACAUGUGUUUAUAAAAAUGCUGAUGUACGACUUAAGAAAUUACAUAACAGAAUCAUAAAAGAUGUAAUAUAUGAAAAAAAUAUUACAUUAAAUAAUGAUAAAUCACAAAGUCAACCUAGUAAUGAACCAGUUAUCGAAAUUAUGACAGAUGAUAAAUUAAUAGAAAAGGCUAAGCAAGAAGUUUUGUACGAAGAAAUGGAUUGGGAACCAAUGAAAGAUGAAGAAAUUGCACUAGAGGUAUUAGUUUAAUUGAAACCUAUUAAAUAAUUGUAACA
Solenopsis invicta (red fire ant) is the source of this 393-nucleotide messenger RNA. RefSeq lists its product as uncharacterized. The coding region runs from base 41 to 367 and encodes 108 amino acids. Lineage: Eukaryota; Metazoa; Arthropoda; Insecta; Hymenoptera; Formicidae. The record is from RefSeq and is a predicted model, not a curated record. The transcript is spliced from 2 exons.